Messenger RNA from Meloidogyne enterolobii, 986 nucleotides. Lineage: Eukaryota; Metazoa; Nematoda; Chromadorea; Rhabditida; Meloidogynidae. The record is from the annotation of a GenBank genome assembly.
UGAAAAUUUUUUUUUGGGUUUAAAUAGUGGAAAAAUUACUCAAAGUUCAAAAUACCGAAAAGUCAAAACAUCAAAAUGUCAACACAUCAAAAAUUUUAAAUUUAAUGGAAAGUUGAGGACAACUUAAAUUUCAGGAGGGAUGGAUGUAAUACAUCACUCUCGACUGGAAAAGAAACUCCUCCCACUUUGAGAAAGAUAUAAAGCUUUAUAUUCUCUUUUUAGUGGUUCCUUUUUUUUCCCCCUAUUGUUCUUUUUGGCUUUUGCUGGCGGAACCACGCUCGCCAAUAUUAUAUUUAAUUUUCGGAAAUAAAAUUUAAUUGGAAAUGUUUUUUUAUUUGUUUAUUCUUAAAGUCCCCAGUGCUAACCCUUACAGAAGUAUUGCAUAUAAUGAUGAAAGACGAAGACCAAGUAAUGAUACAUAUGAAGGUUAUGAUGUGGAAACUGAAGAAGAACAAAUUUGUCAAAAUAGAGGAAAUUAUUAUAAUGAUAGAAAUUUCCAUCAACAGCAACAACAAUUCCAACGACGUGAACAGGCGCGCCUUUCUACAGAGUCGAGACAAAGCAAUUCGACUAGAGAUAGUGGAAGAGGUGGAUUAGUGUUUGGCUCUCCAGAUAAUAACAAUAAUAAUAGUGAUAUUGAAGAACCCUCUCCUCAUUAUUCUUCUUAUUCUCCCCCACUUGCUCAUCAAUAUAAACACCAACACCCUCAACAUUACAAUAACCAAAAUAACCAAAUGUCAACUUCAACAAUUAUUGGAGGUGGUGGGGGUUCUUCUGAUUCAACUUCAGGAUUUGCUUCAAUGAUUGGUGGAUGUGAAAAUAAAAAUUAUUCGAAUAGAGGGGGAGGAGGGACAUUUUUAUUGGAAGAUUCUUUUCAUCAUUCACCACAAAAACAGCAACAUGGAGGAAUGUUUGAGUGUAAUAAUAAGGCAUCAUUUGCAUCAUCACCACCUUUUAGGUUUUUUAAUUUUUAUUUUUUUUUGUAA